UUAGCAUUUUUCGUAACAAAAACACUCUUGACAAUGUCAAGAUCAGUCUGUGUACAUAACUCUUGGUCUUUAUAUAACAUUUCUGCCAAGGAAAUUAAAUCCAUAGAUGUUCUUUCAGCCACUGACAACGGAGGGCUGUCAACAUCAAUUUGGUCAUAGCACAAAAUUACUCCAAAGUUUCACAUUGUUUGACUUUACCCAUCAUAUUAAUUUAGAAAAAAAGAGCAAUCAGACAGAUAAUAAAGAAUAAUUCUACCGUAUUAAGUUAUUAACAGUAAUGUGGCUGCGUUGUGUAUUUUCUUUCACCAAAGUCUCUCCUCUUUAAAGGUCGUUUUACACCAACAGUAACUACGACCUCGCUCAAAUUUUUAAAGACCAUGGCUCUUCACAUAAAUCAUAUGCUCAUGAUCAGUGCUCACCUUUAUAUUCGAUCCAUUCCUUCCUCCACAUAUUUGACCUAAAAAUGGAGACCUGGUUCAUCAUCAUCCUCAUCUCCUUCUUUUCGGCUCUUCUCUGCCAUCUAAUCUUCAAGAAAAUCUCUGAAAACGGCCAGCAGCAGCUUCCUCCAGGACCCCUCACCAUCCCUGUCUUUGGCAACUUGUUAUGGCUCCGCAAGUCCUUCUCUGACCUCGAGCCCAUCCUUCGCAACCUCCACGCCCAGUAUGGCCCCAUAGUCACACUCCGUAUCGGCUUCCGACCCAACAUCUUUGUCGCCGACCGUUCGAUUGCCCACCAAGCCCUCGUUCAGAAAGGCGCAGUCUUCGCUGACCGCCCCCCCGCUUUCCCCACCACCAAGAUCUUCUCCAGCAACCAGCAGAGCAUCAACACCGCCUUCUAUGGCCAGAUAUGGCGCCUCCUCCGCCGCAAUCUUACCUCCGAGAUCCUCCACCCUACGCGCGUCAAGUCAUACACUCGUGCACGCUCGUGGGUCUUGGACAUCCUCCUGGACAACCUUAUGCGUGAGGCGGACCUUGUCUUCGUGGUCGACCAUUUUCAAUACGCCAUGUUUUGCCUGUUGGUUCUGAUGUGUUUCGGGGACAAGCUCAGCGAGACCCAGAUUAAAGAAAUCGAAGUUGUCCAGCGUCGCCAGCUUUUGGCACUCUACAGCUAUAAACUACUCAACAUCUUUCCAAGGAUUGGAAUGAUAUUGUUCCGUAAGCAUUGGGACGAGUUGUUCAACCUUCGUAGAGAUCAGGAGGCCAUACUAGUGCCUUUGAUAGAAGUGAGGAAGAGAGUGAAGCAAGAAAGACUAAGCAGGGCAAAAGUUCAGGCCGACGUCCUCUUGGAAGACAAAGAUGAUGAGGAGUCCGUGGUAUCGUACGUGGAAACGUUGCUGGAUUUGGAGUUGCCGGAGGAAAAAAGAAAGCUUGACAUGGGCGAAAUAGUCAGUUUGUGCUCGGAGUUUCUCAACGCGGGCACGGAUACUACGUCCACGGCGUUGCAGUGGAUUAUGGCAAAUAUUGUGAAAUAUCCGCAUGUCCAAGAGAGGCUUUACGAAGAGAUUAAAGGUGUUGUUGGUGUCCUUGAUGGUGAGAUCAAGAAGGUGAAGGAGGAGGAUUUGCAUAAGAUGUCGUAUUUGAAGGCUGUGGUUUUGGAGGGUUUAAGGCGGCACCCACCUGCACAUGGUGUGUUGCCGCAUGCGGUGACAGAGGAUGUAGUUUUGGAGGGCUACUUGGUGCCCAAGAAUGCCAAUUUGAAUUUCAUGGUUGCCGAGAUGGGUUGGGACCCCAAGGUUUGGGAGGAUCCCAUGGCGUUCAAGCCGGAGAGAUUCUUGAGCGGCAAUGAUGGCGGAGUGGGGGAAGUACCGUUUGAUAUAACGGGAAGUAGAGAGAUUAAGAUGAUGCCGUUUGGGGCAGGGAGGAGGAUUUGUCCAGCUUUUGGUUUGGCAAUGCUUCAUUUGGAGUAUUUUGUGGCCAAUUUGGUAUGGAAAUUUGAGUGGAAAGCCGUGGAUGGAGACGAGGUUGAUUUGUCAGAGAAAGAAGAGUUCACUACAGUGAUGAAACAUCCAUUGAAAGCCCAUCUAUCUCCUCGGGUUUUGAUUGGAUAGACUGAUUAUCUUAUAUUAUCGUGUAGGGCUUCAUAAAUCUUUUGGUAAGAUGUGACGAUCAAUUGCCGACUA
Messenger RNA from Juglans microcarpa x Juglans regia, 2119 nucleotides. RefSeq names its product cytochrome P450 89A2-like. Gene Ontology annotation, cellular component: membrane. Bases 464 to 2047 code for a protein of 527 amino acids. Gene Ontology annotation, molecular function: heme binding; oxidoreductase activity, acting on paired donors, with incorporation or reduction of molecular oxygen, NAD(P)H as one donor, and incorporation of one atom of oxygen; iron ion binding. Lineage: Eukaryota; Viridiplantae; Streptophyta; Magnoliopsida; Fagales; Juglandaceae. The transcript has a single exon. The record is from RefSeq and is a predicted model, not a curated record.